UGUCAAGAUGGAGGGUUGUAUGCUGGGAUUUAUGCUCCACCAAGUUUGCUAUAAACAUGGCUGUCCUCUGCUCCACUUCAUUCAGCCCUCAUACUGCUGGGAAGAUAUUAACGCUGCCCCUUUGGAGGAGAUUUGGAGUCCCUGCAGGUGUUCUGGCGCUCUGGGCCCUAAUCACGCAUGUGAUGUAUGUGCAGGAUUACUGGAGGACCUGGUUAAAAGGGCUGAGGUUCUUCCUCUUCAUCGGGAUCCUCUUCUCUGCUCUCUCCGUGGUGGCAUUUUGCACAUUCCUUGUUCUGGCCAUCACCAAGCACCAGUCCCUGACUGACCCCAGCAGCUACUACCUGUCGUGUGUCUGGAGUUUCAUCUCCCUGAAAUGGGCCUUCCUGCUCAGCUUAUACUCACACCGGUACAGGAAUGAGUUUGCAGACAUCAGCAUCCUCAGUGACUUCUGAAGCUUGGACUUAAUUCUGUCGGAAGCUGCUAAUGUUUGACUGGGCUUUUGGAGCCCUGCACUGGAAGGAGGCUGCGAAGAGGCAGAGAGUAGGAGCCAGCCCAGCUCUGCAUGACUUGUCUGUCUGCAGUAGGGGUUUUCCCUAAUUGCUUUUAUUCAACCACUUAAUUUGGCUAAUUAUGUCAAUCUAGUGUUUUUGUUAUCCUCCAGGGAGUCCGUGUGUCUGGCAAUGAGUCAAGAAGUUCCAUGCACUCACAUGCAGCAGGCCUCAAUUUGCUAUCUGCAUUGCUCUGCUGUUAUCGUAAACCAGUGACUUUCAAACAGGAAAGUUGCAGAUUAGCCUGUGGAUGCAGCACCUGGUUAAGAACUGGGUAUCUUUCUCUUAGCCAAUGAUUCACCAGCCUGCUCGUGGGGGUGCCUGGGGUUGCUUAGCAGAGGCCCAUGCCCUGGGAAGGGAUGUUUUUAUUCUCACAGGGUGGUUUGAGCAGGGGGUGUAUGUUCUUUCCCAGCACUGAGGAGGACAAACCCAUCAAUACCUCCAUGCCAGCCCUCCAAACCUUCAGCAUUUCAUUGUGCUGCUUCAUGUAAACAGUAGGGCUAAGAAUAAGGCAUGGUGCCGGCUCUACCCUGCUAUUUAGAGCACAUGCAUCCCCUUGUGCAGGCCAGAAACAAGAAGUCAGCAAUGCAGUGUCAGUUGUCUCAAACAGAGGUCACUGAUGGGGGAAUCCAGUGCUGGAGAGGAUCAGUGCUAGCUGAGCAUUGCACCCUGUUACAUUGUGCUGCCUGUUAAUCCAGGAUCAUUCUCAAAGGAAACCAUUUUAUUACAGCACUUGAGAGAGAUGUAGCAAGUGACAUCUGACCUGUGGGUAGUGGGUGCCCUGGGCAAGGGUCUGGGCUGUUUGAGUCUCAGAAGGGUUGUGAAUGUGUGUGAUUCAUUGUUUUAAAGCAGUCUGUCUCUUAAUGGCCGUGAAGCAUUUGGAGGGCAUUGUGUGUGCUUCUGUUCCUGUAAUGAUUCUUGUUCUGUUCCACUGUAAACCUAAUUCUGACCUACCACUAUGGACCAUUAGUGCUGAGUGGCUCCAGCUAGCAUGGGGGAGACACGCAAGAGAUCAGCACAUCUGUGUGUCCUGCAAAGGCCAGACCAGCUGUAGAUUGCUGGCUGCCGCUCGGUGGAGGUGGCUUCUUCCUGCUGGAGCCUGGUAUAGGGCACAUAAGUCACUAGCAGUUUGCCUGGGGUACUAAAGUUCUACAAACGUAUGCUCUUGAGCAUAAGAUGGGCCCCCACUCACCUACAGCUGGAUGAAAUUGCUGAUGGGAAAUGGGUUGCAGGAGCACAGCAGAGGAGACCAGGUGACGAAGCUACCCUGGCUCUUCUCCAAGUUUGAAAAAUACAUUGGAAUGUACCCAGUAGGCAGCUUGAGCAGAUCUCCAUGGCAAGUGUCACCAGCGUAAUGCACUGAAUCGGUGCCCUAUGGUAGGUCUGAACUUCACGGGACCUGCUAUGGGAGAAGUCACACUGAGUGCUCCUCCCCCUCUGCUCGGGGAAGGCUCUAGCACUGAGAUUUUGCAGUGUCAGCUCUUCUUUGACACUUGGACACUCUGAGUAGGUUUGAUGCUCUUUCACCCUUGUGUUUGAUCCUUGUUAAUAUUCACCCUGGGAAGCUUCACACUGCAGGCUGUUGCUUUCUUUCCUUCAGUUUCUUAUGCAUACACUUUCCGUUCAGGGCGGCUCUUGGCAUGAUUUGCUGGAAGUGUCUCAUCAGCAAGGGGCAGUUGGCAUUUCCUUUUUAAUAAAUUAAAAAAGCA
Gopherus flavomarginatus (Mexican gopher tortoise) is the source of this 2257-nucleotide messenger RNA. It is a transcript of the gene SLC48A1, whose product is annotated as solute carrier family 48 member 1. Gene Ontology annotation, biological process: heme transport. Bases 57 to 452 code for a protein of 131 amino acids. Gene Ontology annotation, cellular component: plasma membrane; lysosomal membrane. Gene Ontology annotation, molecular function: heme binding; heme transmembrane transporter activity. The transcript has 3 exons. NCBI's taxonomy places the organism in Eukaryota, Metazoa, Chordata, Testudines, Testudinidae. The record is from RefSeq and is a predicted model, not a curated record.